Molecule: messenger RNA, 1671 nt
Organism: Filobasidium floriforme
Lineage: Eukaryota; Fungi; Basidiomycota; Tremellomycetes; Filobasidiales; Filobasidiaceae
Exons: 6
Coding region: 1-1671 (556 amino acids)
Source: RefSeq, a predicted model, not a curated record
AUGGUAGAAUUCGGUACCACCCAGAGCUUGGACGAUAGCAACAUGCUUCCAGCCGAAGCGCAGGCUGAGUCAAGCCAAAAGCAACUCAUCGGUAUCGCCGGUGAGACGCCGGAACCAAUGAUCAAUCACGCUGGUGGAAAUGCAUCGGAGGUGGGAAGGAUCCAGAAAGCUUCGGAGCAAAGCGCUAGGUCGAGGACCGCCGCUCAAGAUCUGGUUCUCAAACGACUUAGGAUUCUCAACAAAAAGAUUCAACGAUUCCGAUCAUACCAGGGUGGCAGUAAUCUGAACGCCGACCAGAAGGCGGGCCUGGCUUCUCUGCCUGGUCUUGAAGCUGCUGCAAAGGAGUUGGAAGAUCUUGCUUCUGGCCUCGAGGCUAUCGCCAAGGAAGAAUCCGCGAAGGACCAAGCGGCACGCCUUGCCGCCGAGUCUGACCUCCGGAAUGCUACGGAAUCUGCCGUCAAUGUAUACAAGGAAACGUGCCUUCCGCUGUUGACAGCACUCGUCCGGGUCCACGCGACCCUGAGGCCCUCCUCGUCCCCCUCUUCAAAUUUCAUGGCAAGCGAUCUACCUGUAGAGCUCCAAUCGUUGUCUCGACCCGAUGUGGAUGUCGUCGACGAGCUGUUCGGCCUGCUCAAGAUGGGAGAUGCUCAGGGGGUUAUCGAGAGGAUCCAGCUUUUGAAGCCCACUCCGAUUGGCAAAGUACUGCAUCUCGGGGACGCAUCUACUGCAGAGUCGUCGGGUUCGACACCAGUAUUCUCUCCUCAACCGUUGGCGACGAUCAAUCUACCCACCGAAGGGUCGUACGCCGUGCCUGACGUCGUUCAGAACGACAACGAGUUAGACUCUUUCCGAUUCCAGCCCGAAGUCGCCGAACAACCUGUCAGCCGGAACAUCCAACCGACGAAGCCUGCUCAACCUGAGAUGAGCUUCAUCCAAUCAAGCGAGCUCGUCGAAGGGGAGGUUGUCAACCGAAAUCCUCCUGUCGAGGAGCCUCCGGUUAGCAAGGUUGAGGAAAGGGUCGAACCGCCGUCAGUUCCUGAGAAGAAGACCACGCACGAAAAGAAAACUUCGCAUUCCCAACCGAAUAUUGCAAAGAUCGUUGGUCUGAAUUGGGCCGAUGACGAUGAAGAUCACUCGGGGGAAGAAGAACUGGCUCGCAUCCGGGCUCAAUUCAACAUGCCUCCUCUGGCAUCUGCCUCGUCUGAUACGGCAAGCGACAAGCCAUCGAUAGCUGCCGCAGGUCCUGCUCCGCUACCGAACCUUGCCGCAAACAAGAGUAGCUCGCCGCUGUCGACCUCUGAGACCCUGAUGAGCGCUCAAUCGCACGCUCGUACCGUUCAACCCCCACCCGAAAUUCCUCCUCAAUCGAACAAAAGCCGCUCCAAUACUCGCUCGGCAAGCGGUGCUUCUACAAACAUCUCGCAACAACGCCAGAACAACGCCCCGACCAUUGGUCGAGGACGCGGUAGGGGAGGGUUUCAUCAGGCUGGAAAACCGCUUAUCAAACCGGCAGAACCGGAACCUGCGAUGGAGGAUGACGGCUUCCAGAUUGCCACUAGGAGAAGGGGUCCUCCGGCUCAUCAAGCCCGCGGAACUACCAACAAUGGCCGAGGCGGCAAUCGCGGCUCGAUGGCAAAUAGACAGAACGGUCCGCAACGUCGACAAGGCUGA